Micropterus dolomieu (smallmouth bass) is the source of this 7034-nucleotide messenger RNA. It is a transcript of the gene ulk2, whose product is annotated as unc-51 like autophagy activating kinase 2. Gene Ontology annotation, biological process: autophagosome organization; axon extension; peptidyl-serine phosphorylation. Gene Ontology annotation, molecular function: protein serine/threonine kinase activity; ATP binding. Gene Ontology annotation, cellular component: autophagosome; cytoplasm. Bases 1121 to 4246 code for a protein of 1041 amino acids. The record is from RefSeq and is a predicted model, not a curated record. Lineage: Eukaryota; Metazoa; Chordata; Actinopteri; Centrarchiformes; Centrarchidae. The transcript is spliced from 27 exons.
GCAGCUACACGGCACUGGCUUCCAGUUUUGUUUAAGUGAAAGGCAGUGAGAGGGCACCUGCGGUCUGUCGAGACGUGACAGCUGGAUAGCGAUUACAACGGUGCCGUUUGCAUUAGCAGGGAAACACAGUAGCGUAACUUGGAAGUAAAUGUAACUGAACAACGACAGCUUCUCCCAGUGCUAACGUUAGCUGUCCUUCUGACUUGGCGACGAACGAGACAACGAAGUGUUCUUUUAUGUCACACGGAUGAAAUGAGUGCUCACUCGGGAAACGUCAGUGUUUCUCAUGAGGACAGAAAUGUGUAUUGUGGAUUCGGACGUCUGGUCGAGGAAGACAGAUAAUAAGGACUAACGCCUGCACAUUAACAACAGUUCUGUGUUGACAGUUGUGCUGCAUCCUUCAUGCUAACAUUGACUGUGGAUUAACUUAACGUUAGAUCGCUGAUGUUGGCUAGCUUUAUAUGUUGCUAACGUUACCACUUGUGUAUCAUAGAAGCAGGUUAAAUUAUUCAGUAUACAAAAGACACGUUACAAAAGGGUAACGUUAUUUACAUGUUAUUGUUAGCAUAUUUGCAGAGCCCUUCUAUGGGCAGCAGCUAUGACGCUAGGUGUAGCCACAGGGUUAUGUCAUUGUCAGGCUAACAGAUAGCUUGCUGUCUGCAGCUGCUUCAAAUCUUUGCGUGGUCAUGUCCAGCAGGGUUGGCAUCAUGUAGUCUGUCCCUCAGAACAGGUUAGGUGACUGGGACACACAGUGAGCCUCCUUGGAGAGUAAUGCAAAGCUGGAUUGCCACUAUCCAACUGGGUCAAAGACUGACAGCUGGCACUGAUACGGUUUAGCUCAGGAUUGUUGCUAACCAUGCUCAAAGCCGUCUGUUCUGUGUGAUAUUACAAACAUCCCAACCUACGUAGAGAGCAUGUAAAUGCAUCAUGUCCUGACUGCAUCACUUAUUUAUGCAAUAAGGCACAUCAGAGCAGAGACUUGUCAUGAAAUAAAUCCGCAGUGCAACAAGCAGCACCGCCAGGACUGAGGGGAUCAUUUGCUCCAGGAUUCUUUUCUGGAGAGGAGAGCAACAUUCAAGGCUCCUGUGCCCAGCAUCAGCUGGACCAUCAGCCCAUCACAAUGGAGACUGUGGGAGAUUUUGAGUACAGCAGAAAAGACCUGGUUGGACAUGGAGCCUUUGCUGUGGUGUUCAAAGGAAGGCACAGGAAGAAGACUGAUUGGGAGGUGGCCAUCAAGAGCAUUAAAAAGAAGAACCUGUCCAAGUCACAGAUCCUUCUUGGCAAGGAAAUCAAAAUCCUGAAGGAGCUGCAGCAUGAAAACAUUGUGGCACUUUACGAUGUCCAGGAAACACCCAACUCUGUUUUUCUGGUCAUGGAGUACUGCAAUGGAGGUGAUCUUGCCGAUUAUCUGCAAGCUAAGGGGACGCUAAGAGAAGACACACUGAGGGUUUUCCUCCAGCAGAUUGCUGCUGCCAUGCGCAUCCUCAACAGCAAAGGAAUCAUCCACCGGGACCUGAAACCCCAAAACAUCCUGCUGUCAUAUGCGGGUCGCAAGAAGUCCAACAUCAGUGGCAUUCGCAUCAAAAUAGCUGACUUUGGCUUUGCGCGGUACCUCCAGAGCAAUAUGAUGGCAGCUACACUCUGUGGGUCACCCAUGUACAUGGCCCCAGAGGUCAUCAUGUCACAGAACUACGAUGCCAAGGCCGACCUCUGGAGCAUAGGGACUGUCAUCUACCAGUGUCUGGUCGGCAAGCCACCGUUCCAGGCCAAUAGUCCCCAAGACCUGAGGAUGUUCUAUGAGAAGAACAAGAAUCUACAACCUAUCAUCCCAAGGGAGACAUCACCUCAGCUUAGUGACCUUUUGCUUGGGCUGCUGCAGAGGAAUCAGAAAGACAGGAUGGACUUUGAUGCGUUUUUCAGCCAUCCGUUCCUGGAGCCGUCAUCCACCAUUAAAAAAUCGUGUCCAGUGCCGGUCCCCAGCGUCUCCAACACGGUCACCGACAGUUCCUGUGGCAGCUCCCCAUGCAUUCGCUACAACUCCCCUCCUUCUCUCCCGGACAUGCAGACACUAGCAGAAGAUGGUCUGUCAUCCCCUCCGCUCGGCCCGCCCAACUUCCUGCAGCUGUCCAAAGAGUCUGCAGGAAGUACCAGCAGUAAGAACUCGUCCUGUGACACUGAUGACUUUGUGCUGGUGCCUCACAUCUCUACUGACAGCUAUGACCAGCCAAUGGGAGUGGGUCGCCGGCCAUCCAGCGAGUUCCUCAUGUGUGGAGGGCAGCCGCAGCCCACCCCGGGACAUACCCCCAUGGUGUCCCCGCGGGCAGAGACCACCCCCAUCCCUGUUCCCACCCAGAUCCGCAACUACCAGCGCAUCAAGCAGAACCUCUCCAGCAGCCCGACCACCACGCUGUACAGCUCCCCCAGGUCUGGCACAGUGAGGCGCUCAAACACUAGUCCAAUGGGGUUUCCCAAGGUGGGCUCGGGGUGCCCCAGCUCUGCAGACGUCCCUCAGACAGUAGGCAGGCGUCUUUCCACAGGCAGCUCCCGGCCUUACUCCCCCUCCCCUCUUGUGGGCACCAUCCCCGAGCAGCUGGGUCACUGCUGCUGUCACCUGCAGAACCAUGAGCCUCGCAGCCGCAGCUCCUCAGGAGGUUCCCCCGUCCCAUCCUCUCAGCUCCUGGGGGCCCGGCUCCAGAGCGCCCCCACCCUGACCGACGUCUACCAGAACAGGCAGAAACUCCACAAACAGUUAUCAGACCCUGUUCAGCCUUCCUCUUCCUCGUCCUGCAGUCACUCCCCUCAGCUCGGCCGACCGGCCAACCUCGGCUCCUCCCCUACCAAACUCCUUGGCUCCUCCCCCCGCACAUCCGACUGGCUGCAGAAGUCCCCCCUGCCCACCAUCAUUGGCUCCCCGACUAAGACCAUUUCAGCACCAUUCAAGAUCCCUAAAACACAGGCGUCCUGUAACUUGAUGGCUCUGGCGGACAGCCCUGUGCCCACCAAGACAGUGACAGAUGUCCGGGAUAUCUGUCCCCACCACUGCAGCCCAUACCUCACUGGACGCCCUGCUGCCCCUGAGGCCAGCAGGACUUUUGGCAGGUCUGUUAGUACAGGACGUCUGUCAGAGCAGCCAAUCAGAAUCACUCUGGGUGGACAGGCCUAUCAAGGCAGCACAGACAGCUUGAACACAGAGCGACCCAUGGACACAGCCCCUGCAGGUCCCAGCGGGCUGGCUCAGGGUGGGUCAGCGAGUCCCCGUACUGUCAUGUUCACCGUGGGUUCACCGCCCAGCAGCAGCACUCCUCCUACCUGCAGCCAUCUGGGCACACGACCACGCACCACCUCAGUGGGCUCCAACAGUUCAGCCGGCUCCCUGUGCUCCACCAGCGGUCGGGUCUAUGUAGGAUCUCCUCCAGGAAUGGCCAUGGGCUCCUCUCCUCCAGGAGGUUUUGGGGGUGGGCAGAUUGUCCCUGGGUCAGAGGGGGCACCUAGCAGCCUGCGCUACGUCCCCUAUGGGACCUCCCCUCCCAGCUUGGAGGGAUUCAUCACAUUUGAAGCCCCUGAGCUGCCUGAGGAGACUCUCAUGGAGCGCGAGCAUACAGACACCCUGAUGCACCUACGGAUGAUGCUUUCAUUCACCGAUUGUGUCCUGGAGAUGGCGGCUGUUCGAGCUGGAGGGACAGAGCUCGGUGUGUCGGCCGCCUCCCUCUACCCUCCCCAGGACAGUGUGGUUGUGGACCAGAUCAGCCAGCUCAGCAAAGAGUGGGGGCAGGUGGAGCAGUUGGUGCUUUACAUGAAGGCAGCUCAGCUCCUGGCUUCCUCCCUCCACCUGGCCAAGGCUCAGAUUAAGUCAGCCAAGCUCAAUCCUUCCACUGCCGUGAAACAGGUGGUGAAGAGUCUGAAUGACCGCUACAAAAGCUGCAUCUCCCUCUGCCGGCGGCUGACUGACAAACUCAACCACUUCUUCUCUGAUAAGCAGCGCUUUGUUGACGAGAUCAACAGUGUCACUGCAGAGAAGCUCAUCUACAAUCAUGCUGUGGAGAUGGUUCAGUCAGCAGCUCUGGAUGAGAUGUUCAAGCAGACAGAAGAUAUAGCCUACCGCUACAGCAAGGCUGCCAUGCUGCUGGACGGCCUGUCCAAGAUCCUACAGGACCCUACUGACAUUGAGAAUGUGGUCAAGUACAAAGCCAGUGUGGACCGCAGGAUCUCAGCCCUCUGCUAUUGCACUGUCACACUGUACGAGUAGCAGCACCUAUAUAAACACACACACACAGAGGGACCACGUCCUUAGACUGUUGACUACCAUCCUCACGAAGCCGCUGUUCCCUCCUGUAGCAGUUCAAGCACUUUUCAUUUGAUAGGGUUCAUCUGUAUUUAUCAUCAGUUAGUUUCACUGGCUGCAUCACGGACUGAUCUGUGACAAGCGACUGAUGCACAAACUUACUACCAAAGAUGACAACGGAUCCAGAAACAAAAGGCUGAAACCGGAUGUGGACAUAAUGCAUGCACUUUGAAAGUGCAUUUUUUUUUUCUUACGCUAUAAUGAUGGAAAACCAUCUGAUCGACAUAUGUUUAAAAAAAACAACUAAUGUGAUUCUUUCAGGAUAUCAUUUGUUUUUUACCAGAGGAAAAAGAGGUGGACAGGACUAUGAGACGGUGUUGCUGGCUUCAAGAGACUCGAGCUCCCCAUGAAGCAGUUCAUCUUUUUAAAAUCCUGCUUACUAUGUGAUAUCAGUAGUCAUUUACUCUGUGUUUAAGUUGUUAUUGUUCUUAUUUAUUGGUUCAGAAGAACAUGGACGUCUGAGUCUCCUGCCUAUCUUGAAAACCUCAAGUAUUGGAAAGGAAGGAUAUUGAAGAAAUCAGCAAAAGGCUUAUGGCCGGUCACUGUAACAGAUCCAACUCACAAACAACGUGGACUUAUACAUAAAACACAAACUCCUGUUACAGAAACUAGACAGCCAUGUGAGCAGAGGAACCUCUAGAUUUGUAACUGCUUUGUUUUAAUUUUUUUCGUGUUGUUAGCUCACGCACUUUAUUGUGGAUUGAGAGGAGCCGUGUAUCUGUACAAGUUCUGAAGGAAAUGUGAAGGCGGGGGAACGGUUUCCACUCCUGCUCCCACCCUCAAAACGUACCUGUUCUGUGUGCACGAUCAACAAGUCUACAGACAUAAGACAGAGAGCAACCAGGGAUACAGUGCUGUGAUCCAAGACAAUAUUGACCCAUAUUAAUGAUUAAAAGUCAGGAUGUCUCUGCUGCUUCAGUUUUGACCAUUAUUAAAUCUGUCCAAAGUCCAACUUUAUGGAAGUGUAAUGCUAAAUUGGUUGAAUAUCCCUUUAAUUCCAGAUACAGUUGUUGUGUCUGACCUAUGAAAUAAAUGGGCUACAUUAUGAAUGCAGCCAUUUUAGUUCUUCCCUGUUAUCAACUUGGUAUUUAUUUUUUGAAAUAGCAGAAACAGGCUUCACGUCGUUUCCUUUGUUACUCAGUUUGGAGAAUGCAGCAGACCCAUGGUGACUUGUUGAUUGUGUUGCUCAUAGUGAGGCGGGGUUCAGGUGAAUUUGGGGUAACAGUGGCUUACCCUGCUCACAGUGUCACAAGGUCUGUAGACUCAGAUACUCAGAAGAAGAACCAGAACUUGAGAUCCCCUUCUCCUGUCAACAUUGCAGUGUUGAACAACCAAUCAGGCGUCCACUUUAAACCCUGAUGGAGUUAAUUGUGAAACUGAAUGGUCAUAUUACUUGACAAGUUACCUAAAUAAUAAGUUUCAUUUUACUAAAAUACUACAGCUUUUUAUUUUCUGUCAGUAUGUGUAGCUAAUUUUUUUUUAACAAAACUUGAUGUUUGCAAACGUGUAUAUAUUUGUAUGUGGUGCAUGUGAUGAUUCCUUCCCCCUCUUUUUGGGAGGGGAGUGAGUGUGUGUGAGAACACGGUUUGAGUUUUGGGGGUGUUGAUAUCAUCAGAUACCCUGCCUGUCAGUCAAAGAGCACAAAUCUUUAUAUGUACAUAGAUGAAUUUGAUACAUUUUAUCCAUGCCUGCCAAGGGUUUGAUAAGCAAACCUAUUUUGGCACAACAGGGGUGUGCCAAAGAAUAAAAUAUAACUUGUGGCAGCUCCAAACCUUUCCAGAGAACUCUUUCUACCAGGACUGUUCAUUGCUGAGAUCAAGACAUGUAUCCAUUCAGUAGGAAAUUUCCUGAAAUGAGCGUGAUGUCCUCAGAUGUCAUACUCGCGUUCCAAAAUGUUGUGACACUUGAUUCACAAUCUGCACUGCCUAGCAUCCAUCCCUCUGCCUCCCCUUAAGUCGUCUGCUUUGCUCCCAACUGUGUAUGUAUGAGUGUGUGAAUAUAUACACACACACGUGCACUUGCCAGGUGUGCAUUAAGGCCAGUAGUAUACAGUUAAUGAUGGAAACGGUGGUGCUGCCUUCUUGUGAAAGCAGAUGUAGGCCUACUCCUCUGUACAGGUGUGAAUACAUUCUUUUUCUGUGUAAAAAUGUGUAUAAAUGCAUUCACAGGCAGCCAGCGGUCCCUGGGCCUGUUUCUCUGAUGUACUGUUUUUUUUCCUAGACAUAUCUGGGUUUGUUUCCCUCGUCCUUGUCAUGAGCACUCUGAACCACACGAAGCCUUUUACUGCACACAGAGUGAAAUGGGACGAAUGAAGCUAAAGGAAACCCGCCUGAAUCUUUGCUCUGUACCAUUUUUUUUUGUCCAUGGACUGUAACUGAAGAUGGGACUGUUUUAGAUAAAGCAUGGGUACCACAUCUGCAUUUUACCCCGUAGAACCUCUAGAAUCUUGAAUGUAUGUACCCUGUUGUUUUGCGCCUCUCCAGCUUGAUCUGAAUGCAUUUUGAAGAGCCCCGCUGUCAGUCACAACCCUGAAAAUGCAACACUUUCCAAGCACCAAUUUUUCAAAGAGAAAUGUUGUGUGUUAUACUUGUGUGUCUCUCACCAAGGAGUGUCUCUCUUUGUUCUUUAUGGAACACAAAUACAGUCUUUGUUAUUAAAAAGAGGAAAAAUAAAGCUGUCUUGCUGUGUUUUA